Molecule: messenger RNA, 1479 nt
Organism: Soboliphyme baturini
Lineage: Eukaryota; Metazoa; Nematoda; Enoplea; Dioctophymatida; Soboliphymatidae
Source: the annotation of a GenBank genome assembly
AUGCUCAUUCGCUCCGCCAGUGAGUUGCGCCUGUCUCAGGUCGAGCGCAACGGCGGCAUGGAGUCAGUAAGUCGGGAGAGUAUUUACAACGGGUCGGUAAACAACGCCUUUGCCGUAUCGGACAUCAGCCACACCGAGUCGGAAGAGGAAGCGUCGCCGAAGGACAAAGUCCAGAGACUUCCCAAUGGCUUCGAGGACUUCUGUGUCAGAGAUACCAUGCUGGCGGAGUACGGCCAUCGAGAGAUCGAGAUCGCCAGAGAAGAAAUGCCUGGAUGCAAAACGCUUUUGGAAAGGGUUGGCAAGCAAAGACCCCUUGAUGGCGCUUGUAUCAUAGGAUGUACUCACGUCAGUGCUCAGUCAGCUGUGCUGAUCGAGACGUUGAUUCGUUUGGGAGCGACCGUGAGAUGGUGCGCGUGUAACAUAUACUCAACUCAGGAUGAGGUGGCAGCAGCUCUUGCUGAAUCGCGGAUCCCAAUUUUCGCUUGGAAUGGCGAAAGCGAGGACGACUUCUGGUGGUGCAUCGACAAGUGCGUCAACGCCGAUGGCUGGAGGCCAAACAUCAUCGUGGAUGACGGCGGAGACGCGACGAAUUGGGUGUUUCAAAAGUACCCGACGAUCUUUUCACGUCUCAAGGGCAUCGUCGAAGAGAACGUCACCGGUGUGCACAGGCUGUACUACAUGUCGAAGAACAAGAAGUUGAACGUUCCGGUGAUGAACAUAUACGAUUCGGUGCUGAAGACCAAGUUCGACGGCUUGUAUUCUUGUCGCGAGAGCAUUAUCGAUUGCUUGAAGAGGACCACCGAUGUGAUGCUCGGAGGGAAGCAGGUGGUCGUUUGCGGUUAUGGAGAGGUUGGCAAAGGAGUUGCAUCGGCGCUGAAAGGAGUCGGAAGCAACGUUCUAGUUGCCGAGAUCGACCCGAUCUGCGCGCUGCAAGCUUGCAUGGAGGGUUUCAAGGUCGUUCGACUGGAUGAGGCAGUGGCCUGUGCCGAGUUAGUCAUCACCUGCACCGGAAAUCAAGGCGUCGUUACCAAGAAACACAUGGAAAAGAUGAAGAACGGCUGCAUUCUUUGCAACAUGGGAAAUUCCAACAUGGAAAUCGACGUCGCCGCCCUGCGCUCACCGGAACUGACCUGGGAGAAGAUCAGGGAUUACGUUGACCACAUAAUCUGGCCAGACGGAAAGCGCAUCGUCCUCAUUGCAGAGGGUAGAAUGGCGAGUCGGUGCUGCUCUGGAGCUUCGUCGUUCGUUCUUUCGAUCACUGCUACGACCCAGACGAUGGCUGUUAUUGAACUUUACACUGCCCCUCGAGGUCGCUAUAAACAGGACGUUUACUUGAUGCCAAGGAAGAUGGAUGAAUACAUCGCAGCAUUGCAUCUGCCCUGCUUCGACGCCCACCUGACAGAACUAACCGCUGAACAAGCUGACUACAUGGGUAUCGGCAAAACCGGUCCGUUCAAGCCAAAUUACUACCGCUACUGA